ACCUAACAUCCCCGGAUUCUCUACCUGAGUAGUAUCCUUAAUCAUCACCACUUCAUAAGUAUAUAAUGGACGAGAAACGCCCUGCUCCACGAGCCAUGUCGCCGCCUCGUUCCCUCCGUCGCAGUCGACCUACCCUCACAAUAGCCUUCGUAAUAGCUGUUGUUUAUACAUUCUGGAUAUGGCAGCCUUUCAACCCUAUACUUAACCAAACGAUGGUCGAUAUCACGAGCGACCAUGUUCAUACUACCGAUAAGCUUGUGCCACUAGAGGCACACAUCAUGAGUAAAUGUCCCGACGCAAAGGAUGGACUUGAACUACUAGUACUGCCCGUAAUGCAACGCGUUCAUGAUAAGGUUAACUUCACAUUAUCUUACAUUGGCCGGCCAACUGCCAACGACGGUGUCGACUGCAUGCAUGGCCCUUCAGAAUGCAUGGGCAACAUCAUCGAGCUCUGCGCCCGCGAACUCUACCCCGAUCCCAAGAUCAACCUCGGCUUCAUCAUGUGUCUAAGCCGCGACUACGGCGAAAUACCCGAACGGUCCCUCGUCGAAGACUGUGCUCUUGAAUCCGCGAUCGAUUUCCAGCAACUUAACGACUGCGCUGUAAAGGAAGACGGCGCCUAUGGCUUGAGCCUCCUACGGGAUAGCAUCAAGAGAACUGCAGAUGCCGGUGUGACCAAGAGCGCCACUAUUCGUCUCGACAACAAAAUCUACUGCAUCCGCGACGGUGGCGAGUGGACCGACUGUCCCAACGGUUCUGGCGUCAACGAUUUAAUCAUUGCGAUCGAGAAGCUGCGCCGCUAGACUUGAGUGGCUCGAAGAUUUCGGUCCACAACUCACUUGCCUCUCCUAGCGUAUAGCUCAUAGUAAUGCCAUCCAUACCCGCCUCGUCGUCUCCUGACAUUGCGCCCAGCGUUUCCAUGAUACUCUCGAGUCCGACUGCCUUGCCCGUCGCCUGAGUGGCACCAGCUUCGAGCUGGACAUGAACAAUAUGAAUGUGAAAGUGGUAAUAUGUGGGCUGGUAAUGCACAUAGAGUUUCAGCUGGUCCGGCUCGAUAGAUGGAUACGUUUUGACAGUGGCGUCGAUAAGAUGGGUCUUCAUGUGCUGUAGCCAGGGAAUGUGCUUCUUGCGAAGGUCUCUCAGCGACCAGAUAUCACGUCGUUCGACAAGCGCCAGCAGGUGCAGCGCAUCGAGCGUCUUGCGGUCCCAGUUGAGGUCUGGCAGCAUGAGGAAACCCUCAUCACCGGGCCUCACCAAAGCCUCGUUCUGUAGAUGACAUCUUUCUACCUUCCUUGCGUCCUUUCAUAAUGUUAAAUACCCCAUUGAGUCGUCCUUCCUCCCUCUUGCUGAGCAUAUACGGUCGAAUACGGUCCUUGUAAAUCUCUGGUGUCUCUGUCACGAACCGAACACCCUGCUUGCUAUACUUUUUGACGUGCGUUUCGGUACAUGGGUAAAUCAAGUUGAUUUUGAGAUCAGCGAAGAAAUCGGCGUCGUCAGGCUUGGUCGUCUCAGUGCCGCUACGGCCCAUGAACCAGUGGUAGAUAUCAUUCGCGCCCAGAUUCUGAAUCCGCACGAGCUGAGCGGGAACAUCGGUGAGGUAGUUUUGUGAGGUUGGGAAGGGAGCUCGUUCGAGGAUUAGUAGAGCUGGCUGGUCGUCGAUAGAACCGUAAAGGGAGAUGCGACGUCCUGCUUGGUCUUGGUUGAGGAUGCGAUCGAGCUUGAAUUUGGGCACUAGGGCCUCCGCCUUUGCUUUUACAUCGGCCAUCGUUGCUUUGAGAUUUGAAAAGUAUUGGUUGUAGUCUACAGGUUCAGAAAGGGAUCUUCUUCAGAACCUCUCUGCCCCUCUUUACCAGUGGAGGAAUUGACGGGAGGGAACACCCCACGGUGGGGCUUCUGUUGACACCACUUGACACUCCACAGCGGUAGACAGAGGAACCCGCAU
Molecule: messenger RNA, 1942 nt
Organism: Fusarium verticillioides 7600
Lineage: Eukaryota; Fungi; Ascomycota; Sordariomycetes; Hypocreales; Nectriaceae
Exons: 4
Coding region: 66-803 (245 amino acids)
Molecular function (GO): oxidoreductase activity, acting on a sulfur group of donors, disulfide as acceptor
Source: RefSeq, a predicted model, not a curated record